AAUGUGCUAAUAUUUUUACUUCACUUACUGAAUUUACCGAACCCACGUUUACUGAAUCCAUUGAACCUACCGAACCUACAUUUACUAAAUCCACUGAACCCACAUUUACUGAAUCUACUGAACCUACAUUUACUAAAUCCACUGAAUCAACCAAACUUAUUGAAUCUAUCGAAUCUACAGAAUCUAACG
Messenger RNA from Racocetra persica, 189 nucleotides. NCBI's taxonomy places the organism in Eukaryota, Fungi, Glomeromycota, Glomeromycetes, Diversisporales, Gigasporaceae. The record is from the annotation of a GenBank genome assembly.